AUGGAGAAAAGAGAAGACUUGAAGUCGGUUUUACCCUACCUACCAUUAUUGGUUCGUUCAUCAACUUUGUUUUGGCCAUCGAAAGUAGUGGAAGCUCUUAGAUCAACGGCGAAAGGUCCCGAACACAGCCGGGUCAACUCAGGAGAAGUGCUUUCUAUGUCCAUUUGUGACAUCAGAAGCUCGCUCUCUCUCUUUGAACCUCUCGCGCCUUUUGUCCUUAAUGGUUACGUGCUUUUCUUCGAUAAUCUGAAUAAGGAGGAUUUGUGCAACUUACAUCUCGGGCGGAAUCAACAAAGUGGUUUUGGAGAGGCUGUUCCGGCACUAGCAAAUUUUCUCUCGCAGUUGCCCUCUCUAUUAGAAAGUCACUAUCAAAAUGCAGAUGAUUUUCUUGGAAAAUAUGGCAUCAAAACGGGUCUCCGCAUAUUGGGUCCACAAGAAGCAGGCAUAGUUUUAAAUGUUGCUUUUCAAGAAUUGAUUGGUACUCUUCUUGCAUGCUCUUUCUUUUGUUUGUUCCCAGAAAAUAAAAUAAAGUGCAUUAUACAUUAUUAAAGGAUAUCCUCAUGUAUGCCUAUUGACUCUGUCUCAUUUGAGCAGAAGGUUCCUCCUUUUGAGGAAGAGAUCCGUUUCAUGAUCAAUCCAGAAUUAAUUGCUGGGAUGCUUUUCUUGCCUUCCAUGGCUGACAAUGACGCUACAGAAAUUGUUGGUGUAGAAAGAUUCUCAUUCUAUAAUGGGUAA
Pistacia vera is the source of this 735-nucleotide messenger RNA. RefSeq names its product probable poly(ADP-ribose) glycohydrolase 2. Lineage: Eukaryota; Viridiplantae; Streptophyta; Magnoliopsida; Sapindales; Anacardiaceae. The record is from RefSeq and is a predicted model, not a curated record. Gene Ontology annotation, molecular function: poly(ADP-ribose) glycohydrolase activity. Gene Ontology annotation, cellular component: cytoplasm; nucleus. Gene Ontology annotation, biological process: carbohydrate metabolic process; regulation of DNA repair; nucleotide-sugar metabolic process.